This is a messenger RNA of Didymodactylos carnosus, 3036 nucleotides long. The record is from the annotation of a GenBank genome assembly. Lineage: Eukaryota; Metazoa; Rotifera; Eurotatoria; Philodinida; Philodinidae.
AUGUCUAAAGACAAGAAGAAAAAGGGAAAGGGUGAAAAAGAACGUGACUUAGAUAAUUUAAAACGUGAAGUAGAUAUUGAUGAUCACAAGGUACCAGUCGAUGUUUUGUACCGAAGAUAUGAUACACAUCCCGAUAAAGGCUUAACAGAUGCAAAAGCUGCCGAAGUUUUAGCGCGUGAUGGGCCAAAUGCCUUGACUCCACCCAAAACUACUCCUGCAUGGGUUAAAUUUUGUAAACAAAUGUUUGGCGGUUUUGCCUUGCUGUUAUGGCUUGGUGCUAUUUUAUGUUUUAUUGCACACGCUAUUAGUGUGAUGACAUACGAAGAAGCUGCAAAUGACAACUUGUGGCUAGGCAUUGCAUUAACUGUGGUUGUGUUUCUAACUGGAUGUUUUUCAUAUUUUCAAGAAGCCAAAAGUUCGAGGAUUAUGGAAUCGUUUAAAAAUAUGGUUCCACAACAAGCAUUAGUAAUACGUAAUGGUGUGAAGAAAGAUCUAAAAGCUGGAGAGCUUGUUGUUGGAGAUAUAGUAGAAGUUAAAGGCGGUGAUGGUGUACCUGCUGAUAUACGAAUUAUUAAAGCUCAAGGAUUUAAAGUAGAUAACUCAUCGUUGACUGGUGAAAGUGAACCACAAUCGCGUGUACCGGAAUUUACAAACGAAAAUGCAUUAGAAACAAAAAAUUUGGCAUUUUUUAGUACAUUUGCCGUUGAAGGCACCUGCCUUGGUAUGGUCGUGAGUACUGGUGAUAGAACAGUGAUGGGUCGUAUAGCCAAUCUUGCAUCAGGUCUUGAAACGGGUGAAACGCCAAUUGCACGUGAAAUUGGUCAUUUUAUUCACAUUGUGACGGGUGUUGCUGUAUUUUUGGGUGUGUCAUUUUUUAUUAUCGCAUUUGCACUCGGUUAUCCGUGGUUAGAAGCUGUCAUUUUCCUAAUUGGAAUUAUCGUUGCAAAUGUACCAGAAGGUUUACUGGCAACUGUAACUGUGUGUUUAACGUUGACAGCCAAACGUAUGGCUAAAAAGAAUUGUUUAGUAAAAAAUUUAGAAGCUGUGGAAACAUUGGGUUCAACAUCAACAAUCUGCUCAGAUAAAACAGGAACAUUAACGCAAAAUCGUAUGACGGUUGCUCAUAUGUGGUUUGAUAAUCGUAUUGUUGAAGCGGACACAACAGAAAAUCAACAAAAUGCCACCUACGAUAAAAGUUCACCAGGCUGGUUAGCACUUUCACGUUGCGCCAUGUUAUGUAACCGUGCCUGUUUCAAGCAAGAUGCAGAGAAUUUGAAAAAGCCCGUAUUACAACGUGAAUGCAAUGGUGACGCAUCUGAAUCCGCAUUAUUAAAAUGUGUCGAACUAUCAGUAAAUAUUGGUAAUGUUAUCAAAUUUCGUGACGACAACGCUCAAAUCUUUGGAAUACCAUUCAACUCAACCAAUAAAUAUCAAGUGUCUAUUCAUAACACCUCUGAUGACGAUAAAAGAUUUUUACUUGUAAUGAAAGGUGCCCCAGAACGAAUCCUUGAACGUUGUUCAACGAUCUACAUUGAUGGUUCCGAUAUUGAAUUAAAUGACUAUUGGAAAGCAGCGUUCAAUCGUGCUUAUUUGGAACUUGGUGGACUUGGUGAACGAGUAUUAGGCUUUUGUGAUUUACGUUUACCCGCUCAAGAAUAUCCAAAAAAUUUUGUAUUCGAAUCGGAUGAUAUUAAUUUUCCAGUUGAUCAAUUAAGAUUUUUGGGAUUAAUGUCAAUGAUUGAUCCACCACGUGCUGCUGUACCCGAAGCUGUUGCCAAAUGUCGUUCAGCUGGUAUUAAAGUCAUUAUGGUUACUGGAGAUCAUCCUAUAACUGCCAAAGCAAUUGCAAAAGCUGUUGGUAUAAUAUCAGAAGGGACAGAGACGGUAGAAGAUAUUUCACACCGGUUGGGUAUUCCACUUGAACAAGUUAAAGCUAGUGAUGCAAAGGCUUGCGUUGUUCAUGGAAAUGAUUUAAAGAGCAUGUCGCCAAGUGAAAUUGAUGGACUUUUAUCAAGCCAUCCAGAAAUUGUAUUUGCACGUACGAGUCCACAACAAAAAUUAAUUAUUGUUGAAGGUUGCCAACGGCAAGGUGCUAUUGUUGCCGUAACGGGUGAUGGAGUCAACGAUUCACCAGCAUUGAAGAAAGCCGAUAUUGGUGUUGCCAUGGGCAUAGCUGGAAGCGAUGUUAGCAAACAAGCGGCCGAUAUGAUAUUGUUAGAUGAUAAUUUUGCUUCGAUCGUAACGGGUGUUGAAGAGGGACGUUUAAUAUUUGAUAAUUUAAAGAAAUCUAUUGCCUACACACUUACAUCUAAUAUACCAGAAAUCACACCGUUUCUCAUGUAUCUAAUAACAGAUAUUCCAUUACCAUUGGGCACAAUAACUAUAUUAUGUAUUGAUUUGGGAACAGACAUGGUACCGGCUAUUUCACUCGCAUAUGAAAAAGCUGAAUCAGACAUUAUGAAACGUCGACCACGUGAUCCCCAACGAGAUCGUCUUGUAAAUGAACGAUUGAUUUCAAUGGCCUACGGACAGAUCGGUAUGAUUCAAGCAUCCGCUGGAUUCUUUACUUAUCUAGUUAUAAUGGCAGAAAAUGGUUUCUGGCCAAGUCGUCUAUUGGGUUUACGUCAAGCAUGGGAAUCUAAAACAGUCAAUGAUUUAGAAGAUUCUUAUGGACAAGAAUGGACAUAUCCACAACGAAAAACACUUGAAUAUACUUGUCAUACAGCAUUUUUUGUUUCUAUUGUUGUGGUACAAUGGGCUGAUUUGAUUAUAUGUAAAACAAGACGAAAUUCUCUUUAUCAACAAGGCAUGACUAAUUGGAUGUUGAACUUUGGUUUAGUAUUUGAAACUGUAUUAGCUGCCAUCUUAUGUUACACACCAUACCUUGAUAAAGGUCUUAACAUGUAUCCACUCAAAUUUAUGUGGUGGCUUCCAGCAUUGCCAUUCUCCAUAGCUAUAUUUAUUUAUGAUGAAGUUCGAAAAUAUAUAAUUCGUCGAAAUCCUGGAGGAUGGGUUGAACGUGAGACAUAUUAUUAA